AUGGGCCUUUUACUCUUACGAUCUACGCUCUCCAAAGACAGAUCUAGAGAUCGGAUAAACAACAACGGAGGCCACAACACAGCAAACGACCCUGCGAAGCUAAAAGUCUCACCUGAGACUGCUCAAGACUUCCACUUGGAAGGUCUUACGAAAGUUCAGUCUCCAAUGGCGAACUACAAAGGAAAAAACAUAGUUAUGGAGGACGACGAUGAACCGAUUCAGCUACCAGAGCAAGACAAUCUCAAUCUCAUCCAGGAGUAUGGAUUGUCGCUCAUUGGAAGGGUUCUAAAUCCCAAGAAACAAGAUGUCGAAAAGCUGAUUGGCUUUAUGCCUCAACAUUGGGGCUUAGAAGACAGAAUCACCGCCAUGGAUCUGGUCCGAUGGGAACCUAUAGUUCAUGAUGAUUACCCAUGGGAGAUGACCUUCUGGACACAGCUCUCGGGUAUUCCACUACAUCUAUGGACCGAGACCAACCUCAGGAGCAUUGGAGACAAGCUGGGGCACAUCCAUGAAGUCAAUGUGGAUGAAGGCAAACUACUACUCUCCAUUGACAGUAGAAAGCCCCUGAAAUUCACAAGAAAGAUCCGAUGCCAUAACGGAGACGAAGCUACAAUACAGAUCAAGUACGACAGGCUGUUCAAAUUCUGCUCACAUUGUGGAUUCAUGACACAUGAGGUCCAGUCUUGUCCUAUUAAGGAAGAAGAAAUCAAUGCUCAGAGACAGUCUACCCGCCAAGGAAUUUUCUCUCGACUUCAAGCUGGACCGAGCCAGACCAAUACACACAGCGAACGCCAUCUGGAACGUCAAGAAGAACGCCACAGUGAACGCAACAAAGGAACGCCAAGGUCAAGCUACAAUGAAGAGGAACGAAUCCCUAACAGAAACAUGUUGGUGCGACAGGCAAACCGAAGCUCCUCAUACCCCAAGGACAAUGGACGACGGGAGGAGUUAGUCCACAGAUCGAGACACUCUUCAAGAGAGAAUCGGGGAGGCACCUCUUACCAUAGAGAGUCAAACCACAGGGGUACAUAUCCCAAGGAUAACCGCUUGUCACACGGAGUUCCUUACCGUCGUAAGGAACAAGAAGACCAUCGAUCCUCGUGGAUCAAACGCAAUCAAACAAGACCAGAGGAAAACCGUGAAGGGAUAAUCAAGGAAGGACAUCAGAUCGAGGAAAAAAGGCCAGAACAGAUAAGGAACCCCAAGGAGAAAAGGCACAACCUCUUAAGAGCCACCUUUCCAAAGCGCCACCCAUCGUGA
Messenger RNA from Microthlaspi erraticum, 1260 nucleotides. Lineage: Eukaryota; Viridiplantae; Streptophyta; Magnoliopsida; Brassicales; Brassicaceae. The record is from the annotation of a GenBank genome assembly.